Echinostoma caproni is the source of this 639-nucleotide messenger RNA. The record is from the annotation of a GenBank genome assembly. Lineage: Eukaryota; Metazoa; Platyhelminthes; Trematoda; Plagiorchiida; Echinostomatidae.
AUGCACAUGGAGUCUGCGAUGGAACACUAUCCGGAGACUUUUGGUCAAGUGUCAAUGCUAUUUGUAAAUUGUAAAAUUGGACAACAUGACAUCAAAGCCUUUGUGGAUUCCGGUGCACAAAGUACCAUUAUGAGCGAGAGUUGUGCAAAGCGAUGCAAUCUGGAACCGUGGAUCGAUCGACGCUGGGCGGGCAAGGCUUAUGGAGUCGGAACGCAGACCAUAAUCGGCCGUGUCCACAAUGGACAGAUUGAGAUUGGUGGCGUAUUUCUGCCGACUUCAUUCAUCGUGCUUCAAGAUCAGCAUUUGGAUCUAAUGCUUGGUCUGGAUAUGCUAAAACGUCAUCAGUGUUGCAUUGAUUUGAAGCGAAACGUGCUCCAAUUGGAUGGUGGUCGAGUCGAAACACCAUUUUUACCGGAAUCCGAAAUUCCCAAACAGUUUCUUGCCGAAGGAAUGCUCGAGGCGGAGACCGCCGGAUCCAGCUCCCUUGAAGGUCUGUCCGCGGAACGUCGUGUCAAGGUAGAGCAACUGAUUAGUCAAGGCGUCCCACAGGCGCGAGCAAUUCAAGAACUAGAAUCUCACGACUGGGAUGUACAGGCUGCUCUUGUUUCCUUCAUGUCCAGUGAUGAUGCACCGGAAUGA